GUUUUUUAUGUAUAUAAAGGUCUAAGGAAAUAGUUCAGUUCAUUGAGAGCCAAGCCAGCGUUUGUGUUGACUGCUCAGAGUCCACGAACUCAGGCUUCUGUUCCACAUCUUAUCCGCUACACCUCAGGGACGUUUUGUUUAACCAUUUCCAGGAGACAUUAGCCAUGGCUUACCACAGCUUUCUGCUAGAACCCAUCAGCUGCCAUGCCUGGAACAAGGAUCGCACUCAAAUUGCACUGUGUCCCAAUAACCAUGACGUUCAUAUCUACAAAAAGGAGGGAAAUGGCUGGACGAAAACGCAUGUGCUCAAGGAGCACAAUGGGCAGGUGACUGGUAUCGACUGGGCUCCGGAGAGCAACCGCAUCGUCACCUGUGGCACUGACCGUAACGCCUAUGUGUGGACCCUGAAGGGGGAUGUUUGGAAGCCCACUCUGGUCAUCCUCAGGAUCAAUCGUGCUGCCCGCUGUGUGAAAUGGUCCCCCAAAGAGAAUAAGUUUGCAGUUGGCAGUGGCUCGCGCCUCAUCUCCGUCUGCUACUUUGAGCAGGAGAAUGACUGGUGGGUUUGUAAGCACAUUAAGAAGCCCAUCCGCUCCACUAUUCUUUGCCUGGACUGGCAUCCCAACAACAUUCUGCUGGCUGCUGGCUCAUGUGACUUCAAGUGCAGGAUUUUCUCUGCUUAUAUCAAAGAGGUGGAGGAGAAGCCUGCUCCUACUCCGUGGGGCUCCAAGAUGCCAUUCGGAGAGGUGAUGUUUGAGUCCACUGGCACUGCCGGCUGGGUGCACGGGGUCUGCUUCUCUGAGAGUGGGAACCGUGUGGCCUGGGCCAGCCAUGACAGCACUGUAGCUGUGGCUGAGGGAGGCAAGACUGCUGUAAUUACCAGUCUGUCUUCAGAGACCCUUCCUCUGCUUUGUGUGACCUUCAUCACUGAGAACAGCUUAGUGGCAGCGGGCCAUGACUGCUACCCUGCGCUGUUCGUCUACGAUGGUGAGAAAGGGACUGUGACUUUCGGAGGGAAGCUGGAUGUUCCCAAGCAGAGUACUCAGAAAGGCUUGACAGCCAGGGAGCGCUUCCAGAACCUGGACAAGAAAGCCACCUCUGAUACCAAAGAGGCUGUGCUGGAGUCCCUGCACAAAAACAGCAUCAGCCAAAUCUCAAUUCUUCAGGGUGGCAAAGCUAAGUGUGCCAAGUUCUGCACCACUGGAAUGGAUGGCGGCAUGGCCAUUUGGGAUGUAAAGACCCUUGAAUCUGCUAUGAAAGACCUGAAGAUUGUCUAACUACGGGGUGUCCUACAAAAAGAGUUGGCCACAAUAUCAACUCCUUGCUGCUUCUAUGCAAAUAUACAGCAAUACAUUUCAAAUCAUUGUAUGGAAAAUUGUUAAUCAGCAGUUCUGAAAUAGCAAGCUUUUAUGCUCAUAAAACUGAGGUAAUGGGAUUUGGACAAACCAUGCUGGUAUUUGAUGCUGUAGUGCAUUUCAAUUGAAUAUGCUGGUCAUAGAAUGCUUUUUAUUACUGUGUGCUCUGAUUUUUAAUAAAUCAUGUCUUUAAAACAUG
This is a messenger RNA of Colossoma macropomum (tambaqui), 1551 nucleotides long. It is a transcript of the gene arpc1b, whose product is annotated as actin related protein 2/3 complex, subunit 1B. Lineage: Eukaryota; Metazoa; Chordata; Actinopteri; Characiformes; Serrasalmidae. The transcript has 10 exons. The record is from RefSeq and is a predicted model, not a curated record. Gene Ontology annotation, molecular function: actin filament binding. Bases 165 to 1274 code for a protein of 369 amino acids. Gene Ontology annotation, cellular component: actin cytoskeleton; Arp2/3 protein complex. Gene Ontology annotation, biological process: Arp2/3 complex-mediated actin nucleation.